Drosophila nasuta is the source of this 2325-nucleotide messenger RNA. RefSeq names its product X-ray repair cross-complementing protein 5 Ku80 (gene Ku80). Gene Ontology annotation, molecular function: telomeric repeat DNA binding; double-stranded DNA binding. Gene Ontology annotation, biological process: telomere maintenance; double-strand break repair via nonhomologous end joining. The record is from RefSeq and is a predicted model, not a curated record. Gene Ontology annotation, cellular component: Ku70:Ku80 complex. NCBI's taxonomy places the organism in Eukaryota, Metazoa, Arthropoda, Insecta, Diptera, Drosophilidae.
AGCAAUCGGCAUCGUCAUCGAUAAUUUCGUUUGUUGUGAAAUUGCGCCGCCGUGCUGUUAGUUUGUUUAUUAUCAAUAAUUUAAUGAAAUGGCUUCAAAUAAGGAGUCCCUUAUUAUUGUGUUAGACGUACGUAGCUGCGCUUCAGAAGAUUUCAAGUUAAAAGCCGUCAAGUGUGCUGCUGAGAUUCUUAAAGACAAGAUUGUGGGGGACAAGAAGGACUACAUUUCAUUUGUACUAGUUGGCACUGAAAAGAGCUACAAUGAUUUGUUCGAAGAAGGAGAAAAGUAUUGCCAAAAUGUGGUGCAGUAUAAUAAUGAGCCACAGCUUUGCAAUUGGCAAUUGUUGCUUAGUUUUUUUGAGUUUGUCAACGAGACGUCGUCAGACUUGGGUCAGUGGCUAGAUGGACUUGCAGUAGCUUUGUCCCUACAGAAACAAGCUAGCAUUUUUAAAGUGCAAAGACAGCGAGUCUUACUUUUGUUCGACUUCAAUGACAUGGCGCAAAAUUACGAUGACUACAAACUCAUCACCACCAAUUUCCUUGCAGCAGAUGUUGAACUUAUAGUUGGUACACAUAACAUUGCCUACAUAGACAAUGCCGAGUCCAAUUUGGCUCAAGCCAUUUUCCAACAUUCACGAAAGGCUAACAGUGUUGAGCUGGAGAACCAGAAACACGCAUUGCAAUUGGUCAGCAACUGCAAUGCGACGCUGUGCAACUUUAGAGAGACAUUGGUGAACAUCUUCAAGGUAUCGAACAGACGACCAUGGACAUGGAAUGCCAAGUUGCACAUUGGCACUGAGAUUACGAUCAGUCUGCAAGGCAUCAUAGCCAUGAAGAACGAAGCACACAUCAAACUGAAGAAAGUAUGGGGUGACUCUGAGGAAAAAGUCGAGCGCGAAGAACGUUUCUUUGUAAAGGGCACAGAGAUAACACCGUUACCAGAAGAUCUCAUUGAUGGCUACAUGUUGGGUGGCACUGCAGUGCCUUAUGAUGAAACGCUUGUUGAGUUACCUCCGCCUCAUCCACCAGGACUUCAUUUUCUGGGCUUCGUGAAGCGCGAUAAAAUUCCUGAUGCUUACUUUUGCGGCGACUCACUGUAUAUGUUAGUUCAUCAAAAACAUAACACUGUCUCGGCCAAGAAGUUAGAUGCUUUGGUGCGGGCUUUGGACCUACAACAAAGCGUUAUACUUUGCUGGAAGAUAUUUAGUACAAAGUUUAACACACCACGCAUUGUGGUUUUAUUACCGCAAAAAUCUACAGACAAUCGACCAGCAACUUUAUACAUGCAGGAAAUGUCAUAUCAUGCUCAGCAUCAGUUCUGGGAUUUCCCUACAUUGCAUACGGCCAAAACUGAAUGUAGUUCGGACCAGAUCCAGGCCGUGGAUAAGUUAAUUGACAGCAUGGACCUCGAGUGUUCGUUGAAAGAUACGCAGCAACCAAGACAGCAGAGGUCGAACGAUCUGCUGCCGUUUGAUGCCUUUCCCAGCAUCUAUGAGCAAAAUGUGAUGGAUGUCUUAGAGCGCAAAAUUAUCUGCAAGGCGACCACGGACAUAGAACUUCACGAUACGUUCAAGGACAAGAAAUUUGUGGAACACUUUUGGCGCGUCCCUGAACCGCUUGAGGAAAAGUCGAAACAGGCAGCGGCAACGUUAAAAAAACUAUUUCCUCUCACUUUCAGCCAAGCCUGGCUGGACAAACUUAAGGCAAAGGAACUUGAAGAGAACACGCCGCAGCCAAUCAAGCAGGAGCAAGAUGAUCGUGGGGAAUCGAGUGACAACGUUGAGAGUGUUGGCUUAAUAACACCUGUCCAAGACUACAAUAAAAUGCUGAACCAAGUGCGCUUAAUAGCAAACACCACUCAACGUGACACACAAUUCCAAUCGCUUGCUGCUAAAAUGCGUGUGGUUAUUAUUACCCUGAUGGAGCGCAAUAAAUUGAAUUUGGAACAGCUUGGCGAAGUGUUGACAGUUUAUCGCAACAGCUGUCUGGAAUUCAACAGUUUUGCCGAAUUCAAUCAGUUUUCUGCACAAAUAAAGAAAAAGGCAUUGGAGAGAAAACCAGCAGAAUUUUGGACAACUGUGAUGGUAGAGAGACAACUCGGACCGCUGGUUUUGGGCGAGCCAACUCUUGAGGAUGAAUUGCGACUUAAAGCAUUUUAUACUAUUGAUUUCGAAGAAAAUGAUGGUGAAAUGGAGCAAGAUAAAUUAUAAUGCAUUUUGUUUAUACGUUUAACUUAUUGUUUUAUACAUUUCAUUUAUGUGCCGAGUUUAUUUUAAGGUGAGCAAAUCUAGAAUGUAAUAAUAAAAGCCUAUGGAUUUACACAUUA